AUGUGGCUCGACCGCAUCUCGGGCCAUUCCACCCCCUCCGGUCCUCAAGCCGACAGUCGCAGUAACUCCCCGCUGCCUCGACGCUCCUCCUCCCGCCUCUCUCCUUAUGCGCAAUCCGCCCGCCCGACUUCCUCCACCCGACAAGGUUCCUCCCUCUCGGUCCUCGUGACGCCCAGUGACUCCAAUGUCUCGCUUCCGGCAACGGUGCGCGGUGAUGGGUCGGUGUUGACCCAAUCCGCUGCAAGGUCCCGUCCCUCCGACGUGGCCGAUCCACUGCAGGUGCUAAACGGCAUUAUUGGGAAACAAAAGGAGAAUGCAUUGCAGACGGACAAACUCACGCCGACCUCCGCUGUAGUAAUAGAGAAGCCUUCGACGCUGGUGGAGGACAUUGACUUCAACGGAUUGAGUCUCGAGGACUUCGCCGCCGCGGAAUCGGAGCCUCGCCGGACCGCCAGCGAUGUCGGGGCGCAGACCAUCCGACAGUUCGAGCAAGAGCGAGACAAAUUCCAGGAUCUUCAUUCGGCCAUCACGGGGUGUGACGACGUGUCUAAAUCGGUGGAGAUGUAUAUGGGUGACUUUCAGACCGAACUGGGCGCGGUCUCGGCGGAGAUCGAAACCCUGCAGACCCGCUCCGUGCAGCUGAACGCCAUGCUAGAAAAUCGACGCAACGUGGAGCAGCUUCUAGGACCCGCGGUGGAGGAAAUCAGCAUCUCUCCGCGAACGGUGCGGGUGAUCGCGGAGGGCCCCAUCGACGACAAUUGGGUCAAGGCCUUGAACGAGAUUGAGACGCGGACCGCCAGUAUUGAGGCUCGAGUGUCCAGCUCGACUACGACGGCGUCAAUUGAAGAUGUGCGACCGCUCCUCGGCGAUAUCAAAAAGAAGGUGGGAACUACCGAACUACCCCCUGAGCGGUUUCAUACAACAAGUUGA
Molecule: messenger RNA, 930 nt
Organism: Aspergillus melleus
Lineage: Eukaryota; Fungi; Ascomycota; Eurotiomycetes; Eurotiales; Aspergillaceae
Product: Vacuolar protein sorting-associated protein 52
Exons: 1
Coding region: 1-930 (309 amino acids)
Biological process (GO): endocytic recycling; Golgi to vacuole transport; retrograde transport, endosome to Golgi
Cellular component (GO): GARP complex
Molecular function (GO): syntaxin binding
Source: RefSeq, a predicted model, not a curated record